Messenger RNA from Scylla paramamosain (green mud crab), 6634 nucleotides. RefSeq lists its product as uncharacterized. The record is from RefSeq and is a predicted model, not a curated record. The coding region runs from base 603 to 1343 and encodes 246 amino acids. NCBI's taxonomy places the organism in Eukaryota, Metazoa, Arthropoda, Malacostraca, Decapoda, Portunidae. The transcript is spliced from 4 exons.
GUCGCUCCCCCCCUCCUCCCCCCCCUUCCCCCUAGCACCUGUGGGGUCGUGUCCGCGUCUGCCCCCCAGCCUCCACAGGUUCAGACGGCGCCUCCACACUUGCCACACGCACCCGUGCCUUCUCCGCCCGCAGGUGGCUGCAGUAUAAAUGUCCUUAAGUAGGGAGGAGCAGGAGCUCCGCUGUGUGUUGAGUUGGUUUGCAAACUGGGAAGAUCAGCAGAGAGAGCAAUUCCUAAAUGCCUUGGUAGAGAAAGCUGUUCCACCGGACAUUGACCAACUAUUCCAAGGACUCAAUCAGCUAACUUUGAAUAGCAGCUGCCAUUCAAUGCUCCAGUGCCAGCUCCGUUUAUUCUCUCAAUGGUUUGAUUCCUGGACCUGCCACCUUCGCAACAUACUCCUCUACAACCUGCACUGCUACGACCCCAAAUUUGUUGAAAAAUUUCACACUCUUGUUAACCAGAGGUGUUCCACAGAAGACCAAUGUUCUCCAGAGGAAAAGAAAAUGUGAAAGGCACUUUUAACUGAAAAUAUUUGUUACAAAUAAUCCUUGCUUCAAUAAAUAUUUUUCUGCUGUUUAUUGGCAUUGAGAUCUAUCAACAAAAAUGCCACAACAACAUACAACUGCAGACCAAGUAAAUUUUUUGAGCCAGUGGUUUAUGUCAUGGUCAGAAAUGCAGAGGGAAGAUUUCUUGCCUGUACUGACACAAGCUUAUCAACCUAAAGAUAAUCUGAAUGGCCUUGUUGGAGGUUAUGAGUCCCUGACCUCACAAGGCAGAAGACCAUCUCUCUUUGACUGUCAGAUGAAGUUGUUCCAUGAAUGGUUUGGUGCUUGGACUGAGACUGAGCGGCAGACUCUGCUGGAACAUUUACGGGAGGUGGAUCCAGAGUUUAUGCAUCAAUAUGAGAAAAGGCUGAAGGGUGAAACUUCUCAGGAAGAGACCACUCAGCCUGAGUGUGCAGGAGAUGAAGGCCAUAAUCCCCCCAGUUCUCUCAGCUCACCACCCAGCACCUUGCCACGCUCCCACAGUCCCCAUGACUCAGGCUUGGAUGAGCCAUCAACUGACACAGAGCAUGCAGAUCCUCAGAGUCUUGACUCAGGCCAUGAUAAGGAGGACACAACCCCUACUGGUCAUUCAGCAGUGGAUGAUGUCUCCACAUCAACUGUAGGGAAAUUUGAAACAAAUGUUGCUGCUUGUAAAAAUGAUGAUCAGGAGAAGGAUGUGUACAACAUGGAUGACCUAGCAAAUGGACUUCACGAUUCUCAAAAUAUUACAAGGGUAAAUGUACCAGGGCCUGGGGAGAUCGCUUCACCCGCAACUUGUGAAGCAGUAGCAGAGCACUAAUUUUCCAUUGUUGAAACACAACCUAUUGAUUAACCUUUUUUUUUCUUUUAUUUAUUUAUUUAUUUAUUUAUUUUUAACACCUUGGAAAUCUGAGUUGCUUGUGUUUCUUAUAUUUAAAUAUCCAAGAUAUUCCUAAGAAGUUAAUGGAAAUGCUUUCACAUCAUAUUCAGUCGCGUAAUCACUGUUUCUCUAAUUUUCUGUAAUUAAAUGCUGGAACAAAACCAAACCUGAAUAUUAAAAAAAAAAAAAAAAAAAAAUCAUAAUACAGAAUUGCAGUUUACAUAUAUUUCAGCUUUGAUAAUUUAUUUAUGCUUUGGAUAUCAAUUCAAAGCUGACUUCUUUGAUGACAUGGAAACGUUUAUCAUCUGCAAGGGUAACUUUCAAAACAGUUAAUACAUACACUAGUAUAUAUCAACAAUAUAUAUAUAAUACUAGUAAAUGGUUACAUAGAAAAUAUAUAAUUUUUUUUAUUAUUAGAAUUGAGAAAACUAUCAGUUUCCCCACAUGAGCUCCCAUUGUAAUGCAUUGUAUAAAUCAGGGGUUCUCAACCUUUUGCAAGCUGGGCACCCCCUUCCCCCCAUAAAAGAAAAAAAAAAGCUGGUUCAAUGCAGUUAGCAUUGAACUAGCUUCCUCCUUCCUAUGCCACCCACUCAGCUAUGCCACUGUAGAUAUAUAGGUAGCCCUUGCUGCAUCUCCCUUGUACUAAGCCAUUUUCCAUUAUUUUUUUUCCCUCCUGUGCUUGUGCCCUGGGACUGCCCCCCCCCAUCCUCCCACCCCAGCUGAGAACCACUGGUUUAAAUUAAUAACUUCUCAGUAUUGAUAAUCAUGAGUGACAUACAAAUAAAUAAAGCAUGUAGCUGUUCUUAAGGAUGGUUGCGCUAGGAGGGUUGCAGGUGAUAAUGAUUACAGUAUUAACAUUUCAACAAAGCAAUCAGCAGCACCAGACUGAAAUAGUAAUUUCUUAGUCCCUGUAACCAGAACAUUAGCAUGUGGCUUUUUGAAGUCUUCCUUUUCUGAGGGUCCUAUCAUCUGUUUGGUAGGUUACUUAAUUCUUUUAAUUGUGGAGAUGCAUUUUCCCAGUUUACUUAUUUGGUGUACAUAGAUUGAAUAUUGAAAAACUAAGAGCUGGGAGAGUGAAGUAUGGGAUACAAAUAGGAGAGGAAGACCUUUAUUGAGGGGACAAAAAGGUAACAUUAUGCAACAGAAUGGUAGGUGUGUUAUGUUGGAUAUUAUGAUAAAUACAUUUUUGCAAUUUGCAAGUGUCAGUGUAUUACACUCAACUUGCAUUGGUGAUAUAGUCAUCAUUGGUAUAGUUUUCAGUGAAUGAGAUUAUCAUGUUUUAUAUGAAUGUGUUGUAUUGGGUGUGCUUUUUUUCCUAUAAGUCUCAAAAUUAUCCCUGUCCUAUCCACUAGAUUGCAUUAGCUGUGGUUUUGCACUAAGUAGCCACAAGGAUUUACUAAGCAGGUUAAUCUUACAAGACUGCCUUUGUCACCAAACAAACUCAUUUUGCAACCUUCCCUAGUGUACCAGUACCAACCUUAAAUGAGAACUAGUAAGCUUAUUCAGAUGACUUGUAUUUAUUUGUGUGAGGUCACAGCAAGCAACAUGAUAUAAUGGAUUUUGUUCUCUGAAUUUUAUCAGUGAAUAGAACAUAACUAUUAUAUAAUAGAUGUUAGCAAAGAUAACAUGUGUAUCCCAGUUAUACAUGGUGUAUUUAGAAGAGGUAUUUUAGGCUAAACAAAAAUGGGAAUGUUGUAGUUGAAAUGACAGGUUAAGAUCUUGUCGCUGGGAUGAGUUUCAUUGGCUCAUCUCUCUUAAUACAUUAUGUUUAUUAUGGAGCAGAUAUGCUCUUCAUACACUAAUGGCUCUAUUAUAAAAAAAAUAUUUUGCUUGGGUAUUACUGUUAAGGUCAUUUAUAUACUAGGGAUAUGUGGCCAUAUUGAGCAGGUGAUUGGCUGUGGUUGUGGAUUCAUUGCUACCAUUGUGCUGUGAUUUCACAUUUUCACCAUUCCUUAAUUUGCUUGUAAUUGUUCUUGCCAUGUUUAUAAAUGGCUUGUUUGACAAUCAGUGUAGGAUUGUUUAGUGUUCAGGCCUUUAUGUGCCUUUGCCAAGUAGAAGAACUAAGUUUAAUUUUUUUCACUUCAGCCCAGUUUUUUUUUAUUUAAUCAGGUGAACUGCAUUCCAUUCUUGUUACCACAUUUCUGUAUUUAAGACCAUUAACUCCUCUAUCCAUGCCUCUCUCUCUCUCUCUCUCUCUCUCUCUCUCUCUCUCUCUCUCUCUCUCUCUCUCUCUCUCUCUCUCUCUCUCUCUCUCUCUCUCUCUCUCUCUCUCUCUCUCUCUCUCUCUCUCUCUCUCUCUCUCUCUCUCUCUCUCUCUCUCUCUCUCUCUCUCUCUCUCUCCCCUCCCCCCACCAGCAACACGGGAUCAAAGGUGAUUCACAAAUAUAAUAUCAGUUAUCAGCAUUAUCUGGAUUAAAUGAUUACUUAAGAGAAAAAAUGGUUUUUAAUACCAAUGGAAACAAAAUGAGUGAUUCAGUGAAAACUAAGAAAAAACUGGAGGUCACUGAUGAAUGGGAAGGAAAAAAGUGAGAAGGAAGGUAGUUGUAAUUAUUUCAGUUUAUGGAUUUUUAUUACAUUUGUUAUUAUUAUUAUUAUUAUUAUUAUUAUUAUUAUUAUUAUUAUUAUUAUUAUUAUUAUUAUUAUUAUUUCAGUAUUUUUUUUUCAUUAAUUAUUCUUUUAGCAUAACACUGUUACAUUUCUUGAAGAGAUCAUGAUGGUGAGGAAGCUAGUUGAAAAUAAUUCUUGCAGAGACUCAGGAAAAACAGUAUGGAGAGAAAAUUUACAAUAAACAUCAGAAGUUACAGGGAAGAUAUGUUCUAAUGUAGGAUUUAUUUCAUAAUGUGUUUUUGUUAACAUACAAUUCGAUGCUGGAAGUGUAUAAUAUGUAAAUGUAAAUCUGGGGGUCCUACUUUCUGUGAAGUGUUGUAAUGAUGUAAUCAUCUUGGUUUUGUUAUUUGAUUUCAAACAUAUCAUUACACCCUCAAUUAUGAUGAUGGUCUGCAUUUGUCAUUUCUGUUUUUUAUAUUUGCUGUGAGAGGCUACUUAGCAGAAUAAGUUGAAUCAUUUUACUUGAAACUGCAUUAUUUGUUCAUUUUACUUAUCUUUUUUUUCUUUUCUCUAGAGAAUGGUGUGAAUAUUUGUACUGAAGUAAAGAGUUAGUCAGGCAUUAUGUGUCAUGAAAUUGUACUUUUUAUGCCUUCAGAUUUGUCCAGUGUCUGAGAAAUACAAUAAUAUGUAUUUUGAAGUGUGUAUAUAUAUAUAUAUAUAUAUAUAUAUAUAUAUAUAUAUAUAUAUAUAUAUAUAUAUAUAUAUAUAUAUAUAUAUAUAUAUAUAGUGUAUCAUUAUGUGAAUUCCAAUUUAUAAGUAAAUUAAAUUAAUGAAAAUCUCUUCAUAAAUUAAAAAUUUGUAAAUCCAGCUAAUUUCUCCAUAGACUUACUGCACAGUUUAAGCCACUAAAUUGUUAUGAAACAUAAGAAAGAAAUUGGAAAUAAAAAGAAAGGUUAGUGAGCUGGACAAGACAUUUUUGAUGAUGACUCAAAAGCAGCAGCACACCUUUAAAUAUAUUGAUCCAGGUGGUUUAAACCUGUAAUUAAUAGUUAGGUACUACAUUAAUAUAGAUCAAAUUAAACUUUGCAGCAUUAUAUCAAAAGAGAACUUGCAAUGUUUGUGUGGUUGAAAUUUAAGUAUGGUCCUAAGUUAGCAACAAGCGCACAAAAUACCGUGGAUUUCAGUUUUGUAUACGGUCAUUCCUAUGUACAUAUUUGCUUACUCCAGUCUUUACAUCAUGAAGGCACAGUGCAAAACAUGACAGUUUCUAUAGUGCUCAACAGUUUGAUUUGCUUCAUACCUAAAUCUGACUAUAUACUUUGGUAUGUUCAGCAAUUAGGAUUUAGAAUAUCACUUAUGGAACCAGAUCAGCAACAAAGUGUAAAGAUUGGUGUGAUUAAUUAUUAAUACUCAUAGUACAUGUAUAUUUAAGGAUGUUGUUUGACUUGGAGGUGGAGAUGUGACUGCUUUUAGAUAUUAGUUGGCUAAUGUAACUGAAGCCAUAGGAUACCAUAUAUUUGCAUAUGUAUCUUGUCGCAUACAUAUAUGACAACUACAGUUUUAAACAACACACAUUUUGUAAAGGAAAGCAGGCUAAGAAAAUUUUUGUUGUAUAUUGGUACAUAUAUUUACUAAAUAACUUUGUAAAGAUCUUGAUAACCAUCACAGCAGCUUUAUUUUGUGGAUUUAGUAGUAACUAUCAUGAUAGCUUUGUUAUAUACAAGUAUUAGUAACCAUCAUGGCAGCUUGCAUUUGAAACACUUGCUGAGUCCUUUCUUGAGCAUUCCCAUCUUGUCAGAGAUUUAUAACCUAAAAAUAUAUUUUGUAAUAUAUUUUGUUUGAAGAUUGACAUAGGUUUAUCAUAGUUGUCUUACCAUAAAGACAUCCAUCCAGUCUCUCUCUCUCUCUCUCUCUCUCUCUCUCUCUCUCUCUCUCUCUCUCUCUCUCUCUCUCUCUCUCUCUCUCUCUCUCUCUCUCUCUCUCUCUCUCUCUCUCUCUCUCAAGCAUAGACACCUAUAUCUAACAAAUUUAUAAGUUUUUUGUCGCCAUGUUUUAGUAUAGGAUGGUUUUAAAACCUGUGUAUAAAAGUCAGGAAUGUAGAACAUUUUGUCAAACGGAUAUUAAAUAUAUUCUCACAGAUUCAAAGGUACUGAGGCUGAAGACUUUUAGCCGUGGUUGUAUUUAAUUACGUUUCAUACACAUAAUUUAGGCAACUUUAUAUGAAAAUUAAUAAGAUUAAAUCCCUUACUUAGCGAUUUGGUAUAAGUACAUCUAAUUCUAGAGACCAAUUUUACAUACAGUUGCUCUCAUUGCUGAGGUGUGCCUGUGUGUAUGUUUAUCUUAAGAAAGGCACCUUUCCUUAUUUUAUAAUUUAUUAAACUGGUGAACUAUUUGGAUUAUAUGUACUGUACAUGGUGAGUGAUAGUCACAGACGAUCUUCUGGAAGAGGCAGUUAUGCCUGUGGUUCCAGAUCUAAGACUACGUCAUUAUUUUCCAAACUGGCCGGGUGUGGUAGUGGACACUGUUUAUAUGUCCAUUGUUUAUGACUUUCUGACAUGCUUUGUGCUAGUUUGUAAAGUAUACAUAAAGUCGGUCCCAUUUGUAUGAAAAUCAUGUACUCAGUCAUAGAGAUUAUGAAAUAAUUGUUGGUACUAUUUUUCUAUGGCAGUAAAAAUAUCAUUGAU